GAUACAGCCAUAAGGAAAGGAAGGAAGGAACAUGGCGUCUAUUCCGGGUGUUGGUCGGACUCUGACUAGAGGGACUCUAAGUGCAACGGUGUGGACGAGUUUCUCUUUCCGGUUAAGAAAAGCUCUCCGGCUUCUUGAAAAAUAUGUCUGACGUGGAAACCGAUGAUGUCCGUUCCGCCGUUACGGCGGGUGGAUCCAUGGACGUAAAUACAGCCCUCCAGGAGGUUCUGAAAAAUGCUCUCAUUCAUGAUGGCGUUGUGCAUGGUCUUCAUGAAGCUGCCAAAGCUCUUGACAAGAGGCAAGCAAUGCUAUGCAUUUUGGCAGAAAAUUGUGAUGAGCCCAUGUACAAAAAGUUGGUUCAGGCUUUAUGCAAUGAGCAUCAAAUCUCAUUGAUUAAGGUGGACAACAACAAAAAGCUAGGAGAGUGGGCUGGUCUAUGCAAGAUUGACAAUGCUGGUAAAGCACGCAAAGUCGUUGGUUGCUCCUGUGUUGUUAUUAAGGACUUUGGAGAAGAGACACCUGCAAAGGACGUUCUUAUGGAGUAUCUUAAACAAAACUCUGUACACUAGCCUUCUUUUAUUAAAAAUAACUAAAACUGUAA
This is a messenger RNA of Cephus cinctus (wheat stem sawfly), 601 nucleotides long. RefSeq names its product 40S ribosomal protein S12 (gene RpS12). Gene Ontology annotation, biological process: translation. Gene Ontology annotation, cellular component: cytosolic small ribosomal subunit; ribosome. The coding region runs from base 144 to 569 and encodes 141 amino acids. Gene Ontology annotation, molecular function: structural constituent of ribosome. The record is from RefSeq and is a predicted model, not a curated record. NCBI's taxonomy places the organism in Eukaryota, Metazoa, Arthropoda, Insecta, Hymenoptera, Cephidae. The transcript has 5 exons.